AUGUUCUCCUGGCAACGAGCGGUUCGCAUGUUGCUCAUGGUAACCACAAUCAUGGUUGCCUGGCUCAGCUGUAUCCGCAUCUUGUGGUACGAAGGGUUGCUUCAUGCCCUGAUGGAUAUGUCAUCGACUCUGGAGAUUCAACAACAACAAGAACCGGACUUUCGAUGGCAACGAUUUCCAACACGAGAACAGCGCAUGAUGAUCUACAUGUCCAGUUGGUAUCUUCCGCCACACUCUUCGUCUCAUUGUGAAAGCCAUGAUGCUGGACCACGGUUUCACUUUCAAUGGACUCCAGAUGAUACCACCAAUAGUUCCAACUCGUCCAGUAUUGGACGAGUCGGUCGUGGCGUGGAUCCAUCAUUGUAUGCACCUUCCCAUCACGCCAAUCGAUCCAGCGUCAUGGUCAUGUCGGCUAACCCGUACCCCAGCUCCAUCCAACAGUUUCGCUUUGAUCGCUAUGUCGAUGCCGAUGUGGCCUUUUUGGUGGAACCAGGGACCAUGGAAGGGUGUGCCAAGACAUAUGACAAACCACCGUUGAAACGUCCACGUCCAGGGUUGCUCAAGUACUGCCAAGAUGUUGUCAAAUCGGUCCUUCCGCUUCAACGAGAAAUGGCAAUCCAGCAAGAAAUUCCAUUGAUCUUUCAGUUUGGAUGCAAUCCAACCUCCAAGAAACACGGAGAGCUUCGGAUUCCCCAUUUUCGCAAGUUUCGCCAAGCGUUACCAGCCAAUGCCCUUGGUUCUAUCCGGGAUGCAAGCAAUGGCGUCGCUGACCCAUGCGCCACCAUGUCCCAGUUCUCAAGGAUCCUUGCUCCACUCGGGCACCCACUCUUGUGGCUACUCAACUCGGACCGGUUCCGUGGUCCUUUGAGAAAUGUUGCCGAGGCAGACAUUCCCUGGUCUCGCAAGAAGAAUAGAGCCGUGUGGCGUGGUUCUCUGACUGGAACCCGUGAUGCCCAACUGACCAAGGUACCCGAAAAUGCCAGUGCCGUAGAAAAGUGUUUUCGGUUGCCACGUUGUCGUUUGGUCUAUCAGGCGGCUCAGCAGGAGCCGUCGACAGCUGGCACAAGAAGGAAUGCGCUGGUGGAUACAAAGCUCACAGCUUUGGAUGUGUUGGGCAAGUCGGGAGUGACAGCACAAAUGAAUGGCGUGUCACUCGUGGGGCCGCCCAUGACCAUGGAGGAGCAGUUGCAGCACAAGGCUCUGAUUGUGUUGGAAGGUCAUGAGGUUGCUUCGGCCUUGCUCUGGUCCUUGCAUUCGCAAUCAGUGGUGUUGAUGGCACCUCCUCGCUACACCACAUGGAGUAUGGAGGAGAUGCUGGUACCUUGGAUCCAUUACGUUCCUUUGGACCCGGAGUUGAACUAUGAUAAUGUCGAGGAUAUGGUUCAAUGGGUUUUGGAUAAUGAGGACGGGGCCCAAAAGAUCUCUGCUCGAGCUUCCUUGUGGGUUUACGAUUUGAUGUUCCAUCCUGAUGCCGCCAGUGACGAUGAAUGGAUUCAACGCGAGCUUAUUGACCGCUAUUCUGUGUAUUAUGAUGAGUCCAGGAACGAGUUGCAGCAUCCACAGGAAGCAGACUAG
This is a messenger RNA of Seminavis robusta, 1575 nucleotides long. Lineage: Eukaryota; Bacillariophyta; Bacillariophyceae; Naviculales; Naviculaceae. The record is from the annotation of a GenBank genome assembly.